AGCCUAAUAAACGCUGUGAAAUAGGAUGUUGUAUUUGCAUCUUUAAAGUAGAGCGACGGUUAACAUAUAUAGACGGAUCAUGACAAAAUAAAAUUAGUGAACUACUCGCUGUAGCGCGGGGAGCUGAAAAAGUCGAUAGGUUGCAAAAUGGACAUCAGCUCAUCGUUGGUAGCUGCGUUUGUGGGAAUAUUGACCGUAGUUUUAUGUGGAUAUUUGUACAGACGAUCGAGACGGCCAGCUCGACUGAAGGCACCUCGGGGCGUGGUUAUCCUGUACCAGAUAGGGCGCGGCCCGAGGGCUCCAAGCGUGUCUCCCUUUCCAAUGAAACUAGAAACAUUCCUAAGAAUGCACAACAUACCCUACAUGAAUGAUCACUCCGGUCAGUUCUCUAAGAAAGGAAAGACACCGUGGAUCGAGCUGGACGGACGGGCAAUCGCUGACUCCCAACUCGCAAUAGAGUACAUGAAGACUGCCUUCCGUCUCCCCGCCGAGGCCCAUUUGACGCUAGAACAGCGUGCGGCCGCUAGGGGAUUCCUGAAGCUUACUGAGGAAAACCUCUACUGGACGAUGUGUAUAGAUUUUUUCGGCGGCGAUUUACAAGAGGCCCGGCGAUUGUUCCCCUAUACCGGCCUCAAACUGUGGAUGACCUUGACGUUAUUACGCUUGGUUAUCAAACUUGAGACAUGGGGCCACGGGAUCGGGCGUCACUCGAGUGAAGAGGUGUGGGAUAUUGCAGUCAAAGAUAUGACGGCGCUCUCGGACUUUCUCGGCACAAAACCCUUUUUAAUGGGCGAAGAACCAAGCGAGGUAGAUUGUGCAGUGUUCGGAAUGCUGGCACAGAUAUACUGGCAUAUGCAGGGACAGAGACAUCAGGUGUAUAUGAAAGAAAACCUACCGAAUCUAGUAGACUACACUGUGCGGAUGAAGACGAAAUACUGGCCCGACUGGGACACUAUAACUUUAGAAGGAGCAAACUACACUAAUGACCACGGAAAACUGUACUGUCCGGAAAAGGUUGGAACCAAUGAAAACGGAAAUAUUUCGGAGAAAGUCGGGACGAAUGACAACGGAAAUUUUCCGGAACAAGUCGGAGCCAAUGACAACGUGUCAUUUUCGGGACCAGUAGGAUACGGAAACAACAGUUGAAACAUUUUUCUCGAAAAAAAAACAACAACAAACCAAUUGUGACAGACUUCUGCAAUGGCUGCUGUCUGAUUAGGUAGGGUAAAACCCAAUGUUAUAAAUAUUCGGAACAUCAGGGCAAUUGUGAGCGGAGAUCAGGAUUUGUGGUGAAAAAACAAUAACAACAUCUGAACUUUUAAACGACACGCGAUACAAAUGAAUUAAUGACCUACUGCAAAAUGCAAUAUCGAAUAACAUGAAUGUAUGAAACACGUCAGGAUCUGACAUUUUGCAGGUGUUUUUAACUUCUUAAGUAGAUUUAUUCCACGGAAAAUAACAAUAAAAAUCACUUAUGUGCCACCACCUUGGCAACCGUUUCACAUUACGGACAAGAUUUAUUUGCCAGUACUUAAACGAUUGCAAACUGAGACAAGUAUGUCAUUGUUCUCAGUCCUUGAAUAAGAUGCAAAUAUAUGAAGAGUACGCACUUCCCUAACAUGAGACAUUUUGCUGAAUGGCUGCUGUUUAAGUGGAAUUUAUGUUUUGUUUAUGAUAUUUUGUUGUUGUUGUUGUUGUUUGUAUAGCAAUGUACCAGGUAUUCAGUAUUAAGUAUCCAUGUAUAUAUUUCCCAUACCGCUUAUUUCUUAAUUUUCAGAGUACAUGCAUAUUGUCCGUCUUUCCAUUAUCAUCAGAAAUUAAUGUAUGAAUAUUU
Messenger RNA from Mya arenaria, 1834 nucleotides. Its product is annotated as failed axon connections homolog. The record is from RefSeq and is a predicted model, not a curated record. NCBI's taxonomy places the organism in Eukaryota, Metazoa, Mollusca, Bivalvia, Myida, Myidae. The coding region runs from base 148 to 1146 and encodes 332 amino acids. The transcript has 6 exons. Gene Ontology annotation, cellular component: cytoplasm.